This is a messenger RNA of Tupaia belangeri chinensis (Chinese tree shrew), 6656 nucleotides long. It is a transcript of the gene GALNT9, whose product is annotated as polypeptide N-acetylgalactosaminyltransferase 9. NCBI's taxonomy places the organism in Eukaryota, Metazoa, Chordata, Mammalia, Scandentia, Tupaiidae. The record is from RefSeq and is a predicted model, not a curated record. Gene Ontology annotation, cellular component: Golgi apparatus. The transcript is spliced from 10 exons. Gene Ontology annotation, molecular function: polypeptide N-acetylgalactosaminyltransferase activity. Gene Ontology annotation, biological process: protein O-linked glycosylation. The coding region runs from base 93 to 1484 and encodes 463 amino acids.
AAAACGAAUGCGCUUACCAGGACGGCCCACAUCCCAGUGUCUCCGCCCCUCCAUCCUUGCGAAGCUUCAGACAUGCUUCAGACACGCUAACCAUGUGCAGACGGGCAUCCUACCCCGGGGACCUGCCGCAGAUCUCGGUGGUCUUCAUCUUCGUCAACGAGGCCCUGUCGGUCAUCCUGCGCUCGGUGCACAGCGUGGUCAACCACACGCCCUCCCAGCUCCUCAAGGAGGUCGUCCUGGUGGACGACAACAGCGACAAUGCGGAGCUCAAGGCCACUCUGGACCAGUACGUGAGCAGCAGGUACCCCGGGCUAGUGAAGGUCGUGCGCAACAGCAGGAGGGAAGGCUUGAUCCGGGCGCGGCUGCAGGGCUGGAAGGUGGCCACGGCCCCUGUCGUCGGCUUCUUUGAUGCCCACGUGGAGUUCAACACGGGCUGGGCCGAGCCUGCGCUCGCGCGGAUCCGGGAGGACCGGCGGCGCAUCGUCCUGCCGGCCAUCGACAACAUCAAGUACGACACGUUCGAGGUGCAGCAAUACGCCAGCGCUGCACAUGGCUACAACUGGGGGCUCUGGUGCAUGUACAUCGUCCCGCCCCAGGACUGGCUGGACCGCGGUGACGAGGCGGCGCCCAUCAGGACCCCUGCCAUGAUCGGCUGCUCAUUCGUGGUGGACCGGGAGUACUUUGGGGACAUCGGCCUGCUGGACCCAGGCAUGGAGGUGUACGGCGGCGAGAACAUUGAACUGGGCAUGAGGGUGUGGCAGUGCGGCGGCAGCAUGGAGGUCUUGCCCUGCUCACGCGUGGCCCACAUCGAGCGCACCAGAAAGCCCUACAGCGGCGACAUCGACUACUACGCCAGGCGCAAUGCUCUGCGGGCCGCCGAGGUCUGGAUGGACGGCUUCAAGUCCCACGUGUACAUGGCCUGGAACAUCCCCAUGACCAACCCAGGCGUGGACUUCGGGGACGUGUCCGAGAGGCUGGCCCUGCGCCGGAGACUGAAGUGCCGCAGCUUCAAGUGGUACCUGGACAAUGUGUAUCCGGAGAUGAGGGUCUACAAUGACACCCUCACAUACGGAGAGGUGAGGAACAGCAAGGCCAGUGGCUACUGCCUGGACCAGGGAGCUGAGGACGAUGACCAAGCCAUCCUCUACCCCUGUCACGGGAUGUCCUCCCAGCUGGUGAGGUACAGUGCCGAGGGCCUCCUGCAGCUGGGGCCCCUGGGGUCCACGGCCUUCCUGCCCGACUCCAGGUGUCUGGUAGACAGCGGGGGCCGCACGCCCACCCUGAGGAAGUGCGAGGACGUGGCCAGGCCCACGCAGCGACUGUGGGACUUCACCCAGAGUGGCCCCAUCGUGAGCCGGGACACGGGCCGGUGCCUGGAACUGGAGCUGUCGAAGGGUGCCAGCUUUGGGCUGCGGCUGGUACUGCAGAGGUGCUCGGGGCAGAAGUGGAUGAUCAGAAACUGGAUCCGGCCCGGGCGGCACUGAGCUCCACCAGAGGAGACCUGGGACUCAGGCGGGCCACUGAGCCAGCCACCCACGGACCAAGAGCAGUCCUGCACCACGGGGCAGGCUGUCUGUGGAGCCUGGCGCCCACGCACUGGCCGGUCAGGGGAAGGACUCUCAGAGCCAGUGACUUCCGGAGGGAGGAGCCUGAGGACUCAGCGCCACCACGAACCACGUGCCUUUUCUACGGCGUCUCCUGUCGGGGCUGCUAGGAAGGUGCCUCCUCUGCAUGUGCCAAGGCCCUGGGUACUCCCACGAGGCUGGGCCCACCGUGCAGCGUGCGAGCCGGGUGCCCACAGCCGUCCUGAGCAGGCGGCCGUCCUGGCCCCCCCUCUGCCCAAGUCACCAAGAGAGCAGCCAUCCUGGUCUGCUGGGAGGGGACAGACGGGUGGCACGGUGUCUAGACAAGACCCAGGCGUGGAGAGGGCUGGCCUUGUCGCUCGGCAGAGCCGACGCAGAGCCUUCUCUGGCCCGCUGCCCACUGAGCUGGCCCGGCCCUGCCCGCCCAGCUGGCCCUCCUGGCGGCGCCCUGCCAUCCUCAGGGCCCAGUUUCAUAAAUGAAGUUCAUGGGCCACAGUGCCCAUCCCGCUGUGCUGUCCAGGUGCCUCUGUGGGACUGGCUGAGCCGGGGUGUCGCCAUCCAGGGGGAUCUGCCAGCCCAGGGACCCUGGAGUCCUGGCUGGCAUAUGGGGCAGGGGUGAGGGCUGCAAGGGAGAGAGACUGGAAAUGUCUCUGUGGGGCCAUGGGGCCAAGCAGGGUCUCCAAGCUGGCGGAAGGAGAGCAGAGACAGCUGCUUCCGCCCAGCCAGGCCACCUUGCAGCGUCCUCCCCUGGGCACCACCCUGGGCACCGCCACAGGGCAACACUGCCGUGGCUCAGCCGGGCUGCAGCCUCCACGCCGUGGUCCCCACUGGCCAGCUUGGGCACAUCGGUGUAUGGUGAUGGCAGCUUCCAUCCUAGAGCACCCACCCCUCACAGACGCAGCCACAGGCGUCCCUACCAGUUACUCACAACUGCUCCCUGCUGCCCCCUGCUGCUGCUGGCUGUUGCCCCCUGCUGCUCCCUGUUGCCCCCUGCUACUCCUUGAUGCUCACUGCUGCCCCUUGAUGCUCCCUACUCACUGCUGCCCCCUGUUGUCCCUUGAUGCUCCCUGCUGCUCACUGCUCCCUGCUGCCCCCUGCUGCUCACUGCUGCCCCGUUGCCCCCUGUUGCUCACUGCUGCCCCCUGCUGGGUCCAAGGGAGGUCAAAGGUGGCACUGUCAGGGCCCAGGACACGGGGUCUCCUCUAGGGCCAGCCAAGGAGAGACCCUGCUCAGUCAGCCUCUGCGUCAGGGACAGGAGCACCCGGCUCCUUUCCCCAUCCUCCACAUCCUCCCAUGUCUCCUCGUGCCUGAGCCCACCUGGAGGCUGGAGGCUGGACAUGGCGGAAGUGCAGCUCUCCCGUUGCGGGGAAGGAGAGAGAAACGGGAGCAGGUGCAUCCUGGGCCCAGGGCCUCCUUCCUUGGCAGAAGCUAAGGCUGCAGCAUCACCCUCCCUCUCGGGCUUGGAGCAGCAAGUCCCCUCCUGGGGCCACCCCAGGUCUCCUGGGGCAGAUCAGGCCUGGCCUGUCUUGUCCAGCCCCACAUCUGCUUUACGUUUCAGGAACUUGUGAGGCGGCUGAGACAGCCGGGGUUAAAGCAGGGGUACAGAGACAGCCGUCACCCUGUGCCCGCAGCAGGGACGCAUGGCCCUUCCCCUCAGCCACUCAUGUGCUGGCCCGCAUCCGAGGCUGCUCAUCCGUGGUCUGUGUGGCAGGGCUCUACUCGCUGCUGCUGCCUCCCUUGAUGGCAGGCUGGAGGCCUGAACCUGUCCUGGAGGGUCCAGACUGGCACCUGGCGGAUCUGCCAACCAGGGCUGUGCUCUGUGGAGCCAGGUGUGGGUGCCAAUCAGCCUGGUUCUCCCAGAAACCGUCAGCCGGCCUCCCCCGGCCACGCUCCACUGAGACAGGACACGCAAGGCUCCCCAGAGCAGGGCGGCCUCCCCCCUGCGACGGCCGCCCCACCUCUUGGGGAAGGGUUGCAACCAUCCUCCUAGAGGAGGAGCAGACGGAGGGUGUGGGGAGCAGGAGGGAAGAAGGGUUUGAUUUGGUCCCAUUUAACUCUCCAAAUACCCUGAGCACCCAGGUCCACUUUAGGGGCAGAGUGGGGACAGUUCUGGGCAGGUGUGCGUGCACUGCUCAAGGUCGGACCCUCGAGGUCAUGCCCAGACCUGGCCAUUCAGCAUCCUGGUUUUAAACAGCAAUGCAUGUGCUAUGGCAGAGGGACACACAGGUGGGACUGGCGAGACUAAUGGCAAGCCAGUGUCUCUCACCAACUCGGCCAUGAGUCAGCUUCUUGGCAAAUUCAGCAAAGGCACCCCGAAACCCACCCUGCUGGUUGCUAGGGAAGGCCGUGAGGAGGGGGUGCCUGAGGGCAGGCAGGGCGCUCAGGCUGUGGCCUCCCCCCCCCUCUUCAUCACUGCCCCGGUGUCUCUUCACAGCUCCAUUUGCCUCGGAGCGUGGACCGUGGGAUGGUCCGGGGAGUGGUUGGGGAAUAGGGUGGCCCCCAUGGACCCUGCUGGGAUGUGGGGCUGCUGGCACCCACUGGGACCUGACAGCUCCAGGAAUGGGGGUGUCUGGGAGAAGCUUCUCAUCUCCACCUUCAGCAGAUUCAGCAGACUGGAGCAGACAGAAUGGGCAAGUCUGAGGGCACGAGGCACCUCUGCAGGGCAGCAGCCAGCCCUGGGUGACUGGCAGCCCCGUGGGUGAUCCCCAGCACUGCAGUGCACAGGGUGGUGUGCUGAAAGCUCGGGCUGCUGCAUGGGUCUGGGGCUCACGGGGAGAGCAUCCCAGGAGCUCAGGGAUCUGAGUAGAGUGGAAGGAAAGCAUGACCGGAGGGUGCGUCCUGCAGCCAGGGCCCCCGAGCUGCCGAGAUGGGGGAGCGCCAACGUCCCCAAAGCUGCACUGGCGGGAACUGGGAAGGGCAAGGCUCCCAUAGCCCGGGUGACGGCUGCUCCCUGGCACCCAGGGCAGUCAGACCGCAGGUCGGGAGUGUGCUGGCGACAGCUCAGGGUGAACUCGGCCAGGAGCCUGUCUGAUGCUGGUUCUUAGAAGGGCCAGUGGCCCUUGGGAUCAAGCGCGUGCCUGGACCGAUGCAGCUGGCAGAGGCCUUGGGCGGCCUGGCCGAGGGGCCCCGCCUGCGGCUGACUCCCACUGGCUGUCACCGACCUCCUGCUCCCCAGGUGGGCAGGAUGGUGCCACCCUGGACUGUGGGGGCCAGGGCGCCCAGAGUGGAGAGACCCAGGUGGUAACUGCCACAGGGUUUCCUGUCCCUGCAUGGGAGGCUGGUUUGCACCCUGGUGUCCCCUCAACACCGAAGAGCAGGCCGAGCCGACACCCGAGGGAGCGAGUCCUGGUGCUUCUGUUAGAACUUGCCCUCGAGCAUUGACUGGGAUGAAGGAAAAGAAAUUUAAUUUGAAAUCAGUUCCAGUAUGGCUUCUGAAAGGAUCAACUUCAACCGUCUGCGCUCAGCGAACACCAUGGGACCCCCAAGUCACUCCGUGGGUCCCCCAACUGGGCUGGGGAAGGACAGCGGCCUGCUGGCCCCAUCCUCAGCAGGGGGGGCACAAAGCCUCAGGACAAGUCGGAGGCCCUCCACCAUGGGCCUUCUGGGAGAGGGACUUGGGGAGGACUGAAGGGCCACUCUGAGGAGCUGAGGUCCUUCCAGCCAGUCCUGCUCAGAGGUCCAGAUGUCCAGAGGCCGAGAUGCCCACGAGGCGGGUGGGCCCUGCCCCGCCCUCGGCACGUCCUUUAUCAGAGCCCUCUGUGGGGGCCGUGCCUCUGGGAGCCAGAGGUGCAGCAGCAGGGCUGACUGUACUCCCUGCUCUGGGAGCCGUGCAGCUGGCCACGCCUGUGGGCAAAUCCACGGCCUCGCCGUGUGCAGAGCAGGCGGCGAUGUGGUCUGGCUUUCAGCGGCGAGCUCCCUGGGCUAACCUCGGCCACCAUCGGCACAUCUUUCCCAGGACGGUCCUGUGGCCCCCACGGCUGGCCAGGGACCGGCCUUGAACCCUGGCUCAUGGCAGUGUCGCCGAGACACCAGAGAGGUCAUCACGCCACAUGGAAGGAGGGGUGAGAGCAGGGCCACGGUGCCGGGCGGGACCGCACGUCGGCGAGGGCAGCCAGGGGUCUCGGUGGCCCCUCGCUGCCUGGCCUAGCAGGCUCAGACCCCCUUAGACUGCAGGACCAUCAGGCUGCAGGGAGCCACCCCUCCCCACCACAGCCAGCCACAACUGUGUCUGGAAAGGGAUUCGACAGACCUCCCCGCCUCCAACCGGCCCAAAGGUGACUGUCCCCACCACCGAGCACAAGAACACUGUGCGGGAGGGCCCUGGGUCGGCCACAGUCCUGGCAUGCCGUCCCACCCAUGCUGGGAAGCUCGCGUCCUGCCCACGGUGGCUUUCAAAGCCUGGCAGCAGUGUGGACCCUGCGAGACACCACCAGAACACAGGCUGCACAGCCGUGCCGUGGCUCAGAUGACACGGCUGCCCUCCUGGGAGACGCCAGGUGCCAUCUGAUGCAUUUCGAGUCCCACAGGUACGAGGGGUCUUAGGAAGCUGCUGGGGAAUUCGUGCACAGAAACGAGGCUGUCCAGCUGCGAGCUGGCCCCCAGCCGCAGCGUGGACCGUCUCGGGAGACGCCGAGUGGCCUCUACGCUUCUGCAGUCAUUGCUAGGAACCAUCAGAUGUCUGCACGCCCCUCGUCCCGAGUGCGUCCACACCCUGCCAACAUUCCCUGCCACCUGCGGGACCAUGGUCAUGGCUGCCCACCCGACGUUCCCCACCACCUGUGUGGCUGUGGUCGCUUGCCUGACGGCCACACACACCUCCUGGGGGCCACAGCAGGAGAGAGACAGGGACAGAGAAAGGGGGAACAAGAGGACCACAGACGGUAUGGUGGUUAUGGUGCUGGACUCCCACGUGGUUGACUGCAGUUUGAGCCCUGGACUUGGCUGCUUGAAACUCAAGAGAAGAAAAUGGAGUGGGGUGUGCAGCAAGGCCAUACCCCAAGGGGGAGAUAUUGCCUUCUGUCUCUGUCUCUCUGGCAAGCAUGCACCUAUAGCAAAUCUCUCUCUUAAAAAGGG